AUGGAGGAGGCGAUGAGAUCAUGGGACACAAGAAAAGAAGAACAAGAAGAAGAGAAACAAGUGUUAAAGCUUCCAGGGUUUAGGUUUCAUCCAACCGAUGAAGAGCUUGUAGGGUUUUAUCUCUCUAAAAAAGUACUCCUCAAGAAAUCAAGCAAAAUCGAUGAGAUCAUCAGCCAAAUAGAUAUCUACAAAUUUGAUCCAUGGGAUCUUCCUCGCUCGAGGAAUACAGAGAAGGAGAGCUACUUCUUCUGCAGGAGAGGAAGGAAGUACAGAAACAGCAUAAGACCAAACCGAGUGACUGGUUCCGGUUUUUGGAAAGCCACGGGAAUCGAUAAGCCUGUCUAUUCUGAUGGUUCUAGCAAAGCCGUGAUAGGUCUAAAGAAGACAUUGGUUUAUUAUCUCGGAAGUGCUGGGAAAGGAAACAAGACAGAUUGGAUGAUGCACGAGUUUCGCCUCCCAACAGCCAAUGACACCAUCCCUGGUGGCUCCACUCUCCUUAACCCUACUCCUUCUUCCUUGCUACAUGCUGAAGUAUGGACGUUGUGCCGUAUAUUCAAGAGAAAUGUGUCUAGCAGAAAAUACACUCCGGACUGGAGAGAGUUAUCAGGUGGUAAACGCAUGAAGCCGCAACAAUCUAAGUACCAAGAAGCUUAUAUCAGUUUUGGUGACAAUGAUAGUAGUAGUAGUACCAAUAAUAUCAACGUUAUGGAACGCAAAGAGAAUUAUGAUAGGAACGUUUUCCAGCUUCACCAAACGCAUCAUCAACACCAGAUCAUUCCCAUGGACACAACUAGUACUACACAAGUCGAUAAUAAUACGGUUCCACAAUUCUCAAAUGACAACAUACACAAUAUAACGUACGAGAACUGGGACGAGCUACGAUCGGUUGUGGAAUUUGCUUACGGUCCUUCUUCUUUUAGUUAGAUGUCUUUAACCUGAUAAGUUGAUUAUUAGUAUAGUAUUUGGACCUUUUGUUGGAUGUUGCAAGGGACAAUACACUGAUCAGUGAUCAUCCGUUUACUGUUAUAUGUAUUUUAGUGUGUAUAUGGAUUUACCUGAUUAUAUAUAUACACAUACUGA
Eruca vesicaria subsp. sativa (arugula) is the source of this 1080-nucleotide messenger RNA. Lineage: Eukaryota; Viridiplantae; Streptophyta; Magnoliopsida; Brassicales; Brassicaceae. The record is from the annotation of a GenBank genome assembly.